GUGUGGGUUCGAUUGCCGCUCCUGUCGGGGAAAACUUUUCGACAAAAGAAUGAUUCUCCUCUAGGCCAUUGGGUUUUAUAUGUGUUGUUCGUUGUCGAAUGUUAGUAAUGUUCAGUCUGUAGAGGGCAAGGUCAAAGACGGUGGAAUUGUUUUUUUUAAAUUUACGAUGCCUGUAUAGUGCGAAGUUACCCCGUUUUAUGGUAAACCAAAUAGUUUUCAGUUAAUUUUUAGGCCAGUUAAAUCCAUUGCAGAGUUACAGCCGUAAUUCUGUGUCCCGAUUAUUGCGCAUUCAGGCUUUGCAACUUUACAACUUUACAACAAUUGAAAAUUUAACCCUAUAACAGCAUUUUGAACCAUAUGCUCGUGCAUACCACAUGUAGAGUCAAGCUAAGCGUAAUUGAAACUAUGCUGCAACAGUUUGGGUAUCCUAUAGGUUUGGUUUAUUGCACCAUUUUUCUUUUCCCAUUUCCGAGCAAUUUGUCUUAUGAAUGAAUGAUACAUUUCCAAACAUUUUGAUAAAUAAAUUGUUGUUCAAUUGACGCGUAAAUAAACUCCAGUCGCAUAAGUACGUGGUGCUCUACCUAUGAACUCCGGGAAAUGUUUUCCACACUUGGUGCUCUCACUGCGAUCGUUCAUCACCAUAUGGAUGAUAUCAAGUAUCAAGCGCUUGUACUAUUUAUUUAUUUAUCUGCUUCUUUUGAACGCAGUCUCGCGUGAUCGCGUUCACGACCGUGUAGAAAUAGAUGCUGCGCGAAAAGUUCUCCAGUUUACCUUUAGUGCAAUUCUUCUCUAUUAGUUCACUCAUAUGAUAUAAGUUUUGUGUAAAUUUGUUUUUUUAGUGGGGAUCGUUUUACAUCGUUUUUAUCUAUUUCGGUGUUUUGUAAUAAAAGUUAUGCAAAAAGGAAUGAAAAUCGACACGCCAUUUGAGGUAACAUCAUACGAGAAUGAUUUUCAUGGAGCUCCUCAGCAUCCUGCUUCAGCAGUAGACGAAAGUUACAGUAUGUUCCACGAAUGCGUAGUGAAUGGUGUACACCAGCACGCAAAAGCGUUUAAACUAGGAGAAACCGACAGAAAAGGCAAGCGUUCCUGGUCUCGCGCGGUUUUUAGCAAUCUACAGAAAAAAGGACUUGAAAGAACGUUUCAGAAACAAAAGUACAUAACCAACCCAGACAGAAAACGCUUAGCUGCCAAUCUAGGAUUGCAUGAUUCUCAGGUUAAAGUGUGGUUUCAAAAUCGACGAAUGAAGUGGCGGAAAACUAUCAAACCAAGCAGCAAGCAGUCGUCCUUAGAAGUUCAUAAUGAAACGAGAUCACAAAGUUGCGAAGAGUCCUCUAACGAGGUAGACACUGAUGACGAAGUCAUAAUCGACUAGUGCACAAAUAAUAAUUCCACAUUGCAGUUUGUAUUUUAGUUUUUGUGUUAUUAUAAGAACAUUGACAGCACGA
This is a messenger RNA of Aedes albopictus (Asian tiger mosquito), 1445 nucleotides long. RefSeq names its product homeobox protein H2.0. Gene Ontology annotation, molecular function: sequence-specific DNA binding; DNA-binding transcription factor activity, RNA polymerase II-specific. Gene Ontology annotation, biological process: regulation of DNA-templated transcription. The record is from RefSeq and is a predicted model, not a curated record. Bases 893 to 1372 code for a protein of 159 amino acids. The transcript has 3 exons. Lineage: Eukaryota; Metazoa; Arthropoda; Insecta; Diptera; Culicidae.